AUCGCGCCAUCGUGCGAAAAUGGUGUACGUAUUUCAGAGAGAGAGAGAGAAACAAGAGAGAGAAAGAGAGUGAUUUUACUACACACUGUCACUGCAGCCUUUUCUCUCAUCGUCUACAUCGUGCUUUCUCUCUCUAAAAUACCUACACCAUUUUCGAUAUUCGAGCCAAACCUCCGUCCGUACGGCUCCCCGAAACCUUAAUCUUCUCUCUCUCUCUACAUUUGUAUAAGAUCUUUCGUUUUAUCUCCAUUUUUCAUCUGAGAAUUUGUUUUGCAGAAAAAAACCAUCCCAGAUGACAAUGCCUUGUUCCGAUUCCUUAACCGAGUCAAACCGGAACCCGACUCGCAAGCCCUUUAACUGCUACGUAGCUCCGCACCUCCGAAACACUGGCGGCGGCUCGUAUGCUUACGGUUACGUGCCCCCAAUUGAGUCCACCCAGUACGGCUUUAGGCAAAGCUACACUGGCCGUCCCGGAAAGCAAGCCGACCGGAACGGUCGGGGUCGCGGCGGCGGAGGACGAGGUCGCGGUCACUUUUGGGCACAACCCCCAAACCCGUUUGAUAAUGUCUCUGAGAAAUUUGAUCAGCUCAAAGUCACUGAGGAAGAAAGCGGUGACAAUGGCGGUAUCAAUUUCGAAGCCUACGAAGACAUCCCAGUGCAGGCGAGCGGCGAGGACAUUCCGCCGCCCGUGGACACGUUUCUCGAGAUCGAUUUGGGCAAGUGUUUGAAGGAAAACAUCAAGCGGUGCAAGUACGUGAAGCCCACGCCGGUUCAGCGCCACGCUAUUCCGAUAGCCAUGGCUGGCCGCGACUUGAUGGCCUGUGCUCAGACCGGGUCCGGCAAGACGGCUGCGUUUUGCUUCCCCAUCAUCAAUGGGGUCUUAAAGAAUGGCGUCGAGCGGUCGCCGGCUCGCGCCGGGGAUCGUGCUGUGUGCCCUACCGCCCUCAUUUUGUCUCCGACGAGAGAGCUGGCUGGUCAGAUUCAUGAUGAAGCUAAGAAGUUUGGUUAUCAGAGUGGGGUGAAGAUUGUUGUUGCUUAUGGUGGAGCUCCACUUCUCAGCAGGUCUUUGCGUAUGCUGGAGAGAGGCUGUGAUAUUCUUGUUGCAACUCCUGGGCGCUUAGUGGACAUGAUUGAGAGGUCGCGAGUUUCGCUGAGAAAUGUCAAAUAUUUGGCAUUAGAUGAGGCUGAUAGGAUGUUGGACAUGGGUUUUGAGCCUCAGAUAAGGAGGAUUGUUGAACAAAUGGACAUGCCUUGCUCUGGUGCAAGACAAACGUUGCUUUUCAGUGCUACAUUUCCAGAUGAAAUACAGAGGCUUGCUGCAGAUUUUCUGUUAAACUACAUAUUUCUCACUGUUGGAAGAGUUGGAUCAAGCACAGGUCUCAUCACACAAAAAGUUGAACUCGUUGAGGAUAUGGACAAAAGAAGCCAUUUGAUGAAGCUUCUUCAUAGCCACCAGGCUCAUGGAGCUCAUGGAAAGGCUGCCUUAACCUUGGUGUUUGUGGAGACCAAGAGAAGCGCAGAUUCUUUAGAAAACUGGUUACGCGUGAAUUGUUUUCCAGCUAUAGCAAUACAUGGUGACAAAGUGCAAAAGGAGAGGGAGCAAGCAUUGAGAUCGUUCAAGUGUGGCAAAACUCCAGUAUUGGUUGCAACUGAUGUCGCUUCGCGAGGGCUAGACAUCCCCCAUGUUUCCCAUGUCAUCAACUUUGACCUGCCAAAAAGCAUAGAUGACUACGUUCACAGGAUUGGACGAACAGGGCGUGCUGGAAAUUCUGGUCUUGCAACUGCUUUCUUCAAUGUCAAGAACCAGCCACUCGCAAAGGGACUCAUGGAGCUGAUGCAGGAAUCAAACCAGGAGGUUCCAAGCUGGCUGAGCGAAUAUGCUGAGGGCGAAUCACAGACUUAUAGCAGUGGUGGCAGUCGGAACACUAGGUCUGGUGGCAGUAAGUUUGGUGGCUAUGACUUUCGUGGGGACUCCCAAUCUACGCAUGACAGUUAUUAUGGUCCAAGGAGCUAUGGCUAUGGAGAUUAUUCCGCUGGCACGUCUGCUGCUACCUACAAUGAUGCUGCUGUUCCAAACGGCUACGGAAGCUAUGAAAUUAUUAUUGCUGAUGGGUGGGAUUAGAGAUCUGCAGGAACACCUUGGGUAAUAUUUACAUAGAGGGUAGUAAUGUUAAUAGAUAAAAGGUGCAGAAAUAGUUGCUGAAGACUUAGGUUACAUGUUGGAUAUUAAGUGAUUAACCAAAUGGUUGCUUUUGGAGGAUUAUGGCUCUUUCUUUUGUUUUCUUUUUUUUUUUUUUUUUUUUGAGUUGGGAAUAUUCUCUCCCAGAUUUACAGAGCAACCACAUUUUGUAAAAGUAUGAUCCAGAAUCCCAGUUUAAUGGAUCAGUAACCCUCUACAAAUCUCAA
Molecule: messenger RNA, 2406 nt
Organism: Pyrus x bretschneideri (Chinese white pear)
Lineage: Eukaryota; Viridiplantae; Streptophyta; Magnoliopsida; Rosales; Rosaceae
Product: DEAD-box ATP-dependent RNA helicase 52C-like
Exons: 6
Coding region: 293-2122 (609 amino acids)
Cellular component (GO): nucleus
Molecular function (GO): RNA helicase activity; RNA binding; ATP binding
Source: RefSeq, a predicted model, not a curated record